AGCCCUUUGUUUAAAAUGACACUUCAAUAAUGUAAACAUUAUCUUUGUGAGUUAAAUUAGGUUUUCCAAUCUAAGGUCUUGGCUCCUCUCCGGGUCUCAGAAUAAGUGUAGAGUGGUCAUGAGCUGAUUCUUGGGGUAAGGAAGAAGAAGAAAUAGUAAAACCACCAAAGUUAAUCAUUUUUUUUAAAGGUAUAAUAUAGUCUCUGUUUUGUUGUUUAAAUGUGUAACCUGUUUGAAGUACCUGUAAUGGUUUGUAUCUUAAAUCCGUGUUAAAAGUUUAACUUUACAAACUGUAAAUGUCUCUUGUGAAACUACAAUAGCUCACAGACAUCACAGAAACGCUUCUCUUGUUGACGUUUUGUUACCACUGGAUUCAUCUUUUACAAAAUAGUGUAUUUAAUUAAAUGUUUCAGAUGAAUCUUAAUAUAACGCGCAUUAGUCUGUACGGUUUGAUACCAGUAUGUUCAAACUGGAACUUGUUUUAGACAGUUUUUUCGCUCAAACUUCAAGUCAAUUUAGUAAAUGUAUUCGAAAGGUGUAUAAAACACUGCUGGCAAUAUAAUAAUAAUAUGAGCAUGAUAUUAUAUUAUAAUGUAAUAUUAUAUUUAGAGUGUGUGAAAGAAAGAGAGAGUUUCGUGGGCUGUUUACAGGGGAUGUUGGUGUCAGAGCCCUGCUCAAAGAAAAAGCUGCGUCCCUCUUCAUCUGUGUUGUUGUUCCUCGGAGUUUCUGUCCAAGGUGCUGAAAUCUGCUGCUCCAGGGACAGGUCACGUGACUGCGCUUCCUCCCUCUGUGAGUGCAGGAUGCUGCGUGUGUGUGUGUGUGUGUGUGUGUGUGUGUGUGUAGGCAUUGAAACACCUCAGUCCUCAUCAUGAGCGAUCCAGGCUCAUGAAGAAGGCUUUUCUCUCAAGACGGCGUCGCGGCUUCCGUGUUGUGCCAGCGUGUGGAAUCUGCGCGGGUGGACGCUAAACUUUUAGGCUUUAGCGUACAUCCUCUUCUUCUUUAUGUUCCGUGUGUUCUUCUUUUUUCUUUUUUUUAUUGCCGCUGCAGACAUUAGUGUGGCAACUGUGGAUGGGCACACAGGAGUGGGCUGCUGCCCACCAAGUCUGACUGUGUUUCGGAGGCACUGAGGAGGAGAACAUGUAAGAAUCCCCGCAGAUCCUCUCGGAUCCUCUUACGGCCAAAAUGCAGAAAGGGAUGAGACUCAAUGAUGGCCAUAUCACUUAUCUGGCUGUUUUGGCGAAGAAGGAUGGCACGAGGCGGGGGUGCCUGAGUAAGAAAAGCUCAGACAACACAAAAUGGCAUUCAAAGUGGUUCGCACUGUUGCAGAAUAUGCUGUUUUAUUUCGAAAACGACUCGAGCUCACGCCCCUCCGGACUGUACCUGUUGGAGGGAUGUGUUUGCGACAGGGCACCGUCACCUAAACCUUCUCUGUCCGCGAAGGAAUGCUUAGAGAAGCAGUAUUACUUCACAGUCACAUUCAAUCAUGACAACCAGAAGGCUUUGGAGCUGCGCACAGAGGACGUCAAGGACUGUGAUGAGUGGGUGGCUGCUAUCACACAGGCCAGUUACAGGAACCUGGCUACAGAGCAUGAGACCCUCAUGCAGAAGUAUCUCCAUCUACUCCAAAUAGUGGAGACAGAGAAAACAGUUGCCAAGCAACUUCGACAACAGAUAGAAGACGGGGAAAUCGAAAUAGAGCGGCUAAAAUCAGAGAUCGCUGGACUUCUAAAGGAUAAUGAGAAGAUUCAGUCAAAUCCAGAGGUACCUCCCAGCGAGGAUGACACUGAGAUAAAGAAGAUCAAAAAGGUCCAGAGUUUCUUGCGAGGUUGGAUUUGCCGUAGGAAGUGGAAGACCAUCAUCCAGGACUACAUCCGGUCACCCCAUGCUGAGAGCAUGAGGAAGAGGAACCAGGUGGUGUUUAGCAUGCUGGAAGCCGAGGCUGAGUACGUCCAGCAACUCCACAUUCUGGUUAACAACUUCCUGAGGCCGCUCCGCAUGGCCGCCAGCUCCAAGAAACCGCCCAUUACUCAUGAUGAUGUCAGCAGCAUCUUUCUGAACAGUGAGACCAUCAUGUUCCUCCAUCAGAUCUUCUAUCAGGGCCUGAAGGCGCGGAUAGCCAGCUGGCCCACACUUGUGCUGGCUGAUCUGUUUGACAUCUUGCUGCCCAUGCUGAACAUUUACCAGGAGUUUGUGAGGAACCACCAGUACAGUCUGCAGAUCCUGGCCCACUGCAAACAGAACAGGGACUUCGACAAGCUGCUCAAGCAGUACGAGGCCAAGCCCGACUGUGAGGAGAGGACGCUGGAGACCUUCCUCACUUACCCCAUGUUCCAGAUCCCUCGUUACAUUCUGACGUUGCACGAGUUGCUGGCUCACACCCCCCACGAGCAUGUGGAAAGAAACAGUUUGGAUUACGCCAAGUCAAAACUGGAAGAACUUUCCAGAAUUAUGCACGAUGAGGUGAGUGAGACGGAGAACAUCAGAAAGAACCUCGCCAUUGAGCGGAUGAUAGUGGAGGGCUGUGAAGUGCUGUUGGACACCAGUCAAACCUUUGUGAGGCAAGGUUCUCUGAUCCAGGUGCCCAUGAGCGAGAAAGGGAAGAUCACAAGAGGUCGACUGGGCUCUCUGUCUCUGAAGAAAGAAGGAGAGAGACAGUGUUUCCUCUUCUCCAAACAUCUCAUCAUCUGUACACGCAGCUCCGGGGGAAAACUUCACAUCACAAAGAAUGGAGUGGUGUCUCUCAUAGACUGCACACUGAUGGAAGAGCCAGAGGGGACAGAUGAUGAGUCCAAAGGGGAGCGCAGCGGCCAGGACAUCGAGCACCUGGACUUUAAAGUGAUGGUGGAGCCCAAAGAUGUCCAGCCCUUCACCGUCAUCCUGGUGGCUUCAUCCAGACAGGAGAAGUCAGCAUGGACAAGCGACAUCAGCCAGUGUAUUGACAACAUCCGCUGCAACGGACUGAUGAUGAAUGCCUUCGAGGAGAACAGUAAAGUCACCGUGCCGCAGAUGAUUAAGUCGGACACCAGCUUGUACUGUGAUGAUGUCGACAUUCGCUUCAGCAAGAUGAUGAACUCCUGCAAGGUGUUGCAGAUUCGCUACGCCAGCGUGGAGCGUCUGCUGGAGAGGCUGACCGACCUGCGCUUCCUCUCAAUUGACUUCCUGAACACUUUCCUUCACUCCUAUCGGGUCUUUACCAGCGCUGAUGUUGUCCUGGACAAGCUCAUCACCAUCUACAAGAAGCCCAUCAGUGCCAUCCCUGCACGUUCUUUGGAGCUGUUCUUUGCCAGCAGCCAGAACAACAAACUCCUCUACGGCGAACCACCCACGUCGCCGCGUGCCAGCCGCAAGUUUUCCUCCCCUCCUCCUCUGUCCAUCACCAAGACAUCCUCGCCCAACCGCAGACGCAAGCUUUCGCUCAACAUCCCUAUCAUCACAGGGGGCAAAGCCCUCGACCUGGCUGCACUCAGCUGCUCUCCCAAUGGCUAUGCAAGCAUGCACUCCACCAUGUCACCCUUCAGUAAGACCACCCUUGACAUUAACAAACUCUACGUGUCGAGCACCAUGGCCAGCAAGAUCCCUGAUGACGGCGAGACCAAAGCCGAGGGCAAGGCUGAGGAAUCUGUCUUCAACAAGCAAGAUCUGUCUGUGAGAGAGGAAUGUGAUGAGGACCCGAGUCCGAGUGAUGAAGCUGAAGCAGAAAUGUCUCCUCCAAAGUCCCCAUCAACACCCAAGAAUGUCAAGUCAAAAAACUCUGAGUUUUCCCUGUUUUCCUUUAACAAUGGCAUGGUAGUGUCAUCCUGCCGGGAGCUUGACAAUAACCGCAGUGCCCUUUCUGCCGCAUCAGCCUUCGCAAUCGCAACUGCUGGUGCCAAUGAAGGCACGCCAACCAAGGAAAAGUACCGCCGUAUGUCACUGGCCAGCACAGUUUUUCCUACAGACCAGAGGAAUGGGGACAAAGAGUUUGUAAUCAGAAGAGCUGCUACAAACAGAGUCCUGAAUGUUUUGCGCCACUGGGUCUCCAAACACUCACAGGACUUUGAGCUGAACACAGAGCUGAAGAUGAGGGUCAUUAGCUUCUUGGAGGAGGUGAUGCAUGACCCAGAGCUCCUGACACAGGAGAGAAAGGCAGCUGCCAACAUUAUCAGGACUCUCACUCAGGAGGACCCCGGAGACAACCAGGUCACUCUGGAAGAGAUCAUACAGACGGCCAUGGAGGACUGUAAGACUGAGCCUUUUGAGAGCCACUCUGCCCUGGAGAUAGCCGAGCAACUCACACUGCUGGACCACCUGGUCUUCAAGGCUAUCCCAUAUGAGGAGUUCUUUGGUCAAGGCUGGAUGAAGAACGACAAAAACGAGAGAACUCCGUACAUUAUGAAAACAACAAAGCAUUUCAAUGACAUCAGCAACAGGAUCGCCACAGAGAUCCUGCACUGUGACGAUGUCAACAUGCGAGUGGCGGUGAUCGAGAAAUGGGUGGCGGUGGCUGAUAUCUGCAGAUGUCUCCACAACUACAACGCCAUGUUGGAGAUUACGUCCUCUCUCAACCGCAGCUCAGUCUUCCGCCUCAAGAAGACCUGGCUCAAAGUCUCCAAGCAGACAAAGACUGUGAUCGAUAAGUUACAGAAGCUGGUGUCAUCAGAGGGACGAUUCAAAAACCUGAGAGAGGCUCUAAAGAACUGUGACCCUCCCUGUGUUCCUUACCUGGGAAUGUACCUGACGGACCUGGCCUUCAUUGAGGAGGGAACACCCAACUACACAGAGGACAGCCUGGUCAACUUCUCCAAGAUGAGAAUGGUAACAACAGUGCAGAUAUAAAUACAUACACGUUCAUUGUGUUUGUUAUAUUUGAAUCCAGUUGUGGCAAAGUACCUUUUGGACAGCAGUACAGUGUUGGAUGAGGAGAGCCUUUAUGAAGCGUCUUUAAGAAUUGAGCCGAAAAUUUCAUCAUGAAGAGGAUUUCUGUCUCUCAACCUUCAUACUGAGUGUACAGGAGUAAUAUAUCACAAUGUACAUACACUAUUAUUUGUAUUAGACACAGUAGGCUGUGCCCCUCUAGUAUGUGAUUCCCAAUGGACUUGUUGUGUAUACUCGUUAUUAGAGGCUGAGUAGAAGCCAAGAGCGGUUUUAUUUAUAUAGUUAGAGUAUUUAUAUGCCAUUUAUUAUCUAAAUACCAUUUCAUGAUGUUUUUUUUAACCACAGAAAUGACAUUUUAAACAGAACAUGCUAUUUAUGAAUAUCCUUAUGGGAAUGUGCAGUAUAAAAAGGCUUUCAUUGAUGAGAGCUGUUAAUUAUUAUAACAUGAAAAUCAAUUCCAACUUCUCUGCUCAGAUGUUAAAGAGACAGAAGCGCACAUAACUGCUCAGCAUGUUCAUAUAGUUCCCAUACAAACGUUAAGCCUUAUCAAAGUAGCAGCCAUUACUGCAACAUAUUUGUUACCAAAUAGAUCCUCAAAAUUAAAAUAAUAAAGGUAUUCGCCAAUCCUCUUAUUUAAUAAGUCAUUUAAAAUAAAACUUAAAGAUUAUAGUUCUGCCCUGAUUCUAAUCAAGAGCAGUAAUGGCGGACACCACCAGUAAAUAUUUCUAUCUAAAGUUAAUUAUAGAUUGUCGAUCAAUCAAAUAGCUAUUGCAGAAAAGGCAGACCAUUCAUACAGUAGCUUCAAAAAAAAGGAGAUGGUGAAGUAUUGAAAUUUUGACACUUUUUCAAAUUUUCACCUCAGAGAAAUGCUGAGGUAGAAGUGGGAGCGCUCUUUUGUCUACGGUUGAAUCAUGUGUUUGGAUGUUUCAUGUAGCCACUGAAUUACAAGGAUUAGAGAUUUGGAAGAGUUGGACUCACACUGGUAAAAUAUUUCUGAUAGAUUGGGACUGUUUUAUUUUCCGUUUGGAGAGAUGGAUUAUUUUUAUGCUGUGCUUAUCAUCACCUUACUCCCCUGGUGGGCAACAUGAUGUGUAUAUAUAGCAUAAGCAUUGGCAGUGUAUGUAGCAGAUGUAAUCAAUAUUGAGCCACUUCAGGAAGUUGAAUUCCCAGCUUUUACACUCAGAUAGUGACAGAGAUUUUAUGGUAAUCCUCUUCGGCCAGUGCAUUAUGGCUUUGCCUUAAUCUUGAAAUGGAUUAUAUACCACAAAAGUAUGUAAACUAUUUUGUUCUACAAUUUGCCAAUGACGCAGACGUAUUUGCUGUGUACAAUAUCCUGUACAGGCAGUCUGAUGCAUUUCCUAAUGUGUUCAAUGCAUAUCCCUUGAAAUGUGUUAUCCUUAUGAUCGUUCAACUCUGUAAUAACUUUUCUGUGUAUGAUACUUUAAAAACGAAUGUUGAAAGCAACUUAUAAGUGUAACACAUUCUGUAUCCUGUCUAUUCCAAUGUGGGAACUAUACAGUAGUUAUAUUGUGCUUAUUCUUGGAAUAUUUAUAGGUAUUUUUUACAGGCUUUGUAAAGAAAAACACAUAAAGCUUAAGUGGCAGGCAUGAACCACUUUCACGUGUUCAAAUCAAAUCUAUAUCUAGAACAGUAUGUGUACUGUAUUUUAACCCCACCCUUGCACAUGAAUCUUUACCCUCUUAACAGGCACAUCAAAUGUUUGCAGUGAGCAAUACCCAGUGGUAUGAGAAUUAUCUUUAAGUCUAUUUCAACAGCUUGAGUAGUUAUUUCCAGUUUUGUAUAAAAGUGUAUUCUUUCCUGAUUACCUCUUGUUAAUAAAUCUAUUCUUUCUCAGGGGG
Molecule: messenger RNA, 6713 nt
Organism: Labrus bergylta (ballan wrasse)
Lineage: Eukaryota; Metazoa; Chordata; Actinopteri; Labriformes; Labridae
Source: RefSeq, a predicted model, not a curated record